Messenger RNA from Arachis ipaensis, 1154 nucleotides. RefSeq lists its product as uncharacterized. The record is from RefSeq and is a predicted model, not a curated record. NCBI's taxonomy places the organism in Eukaryota, Viridiplantae, Streptophyta, Magnoliopsida, Fabales, Fabaceae.
UCCAUCAUUGUAACCCACCACAAACGAAUCAUUUCAACAACAACAAAAAAGUGGCACACCGUUUUUUCUCAUUUUUGUCAUUAGCACAUGAUGAUAGAAUCAAAUAGAGUGAGACUAAGAUAAUAUAUCCUUGAAAAUCUAAUCAACAUUAUUAUAGAACAUGCAUAUUGGAGUUACGACAAUAUAACCCUAUAAAUGGGAAAUGUAGCUUCAAGAUUUGCAUUUUAUCCUCCAACCCCACCAACGUAUGAAGUGCUAGAGGAGAAGGAUGGGAUGAAGCUCAUAUUCUCGCCGCUUCCCAAAGAGAAGAAUGUGGAAGUGCAUCGUCUAGAGACGAAGAGUGGGAACAAGAUCAUUGCUAUAUUUUGGAAACACCCUUUUGCCAGGUUUACAUUCCUAUACUCGCAUGGCAAUGCCGCUGACUUGGGUCAGAUGAUCGACCUUUUCAUGUACCUCAGAGCUCAACUUCGCGUCAAUAUUAUGAGUUAUGACUACUCAGGAUAUGGUGCUUCUACAGGUAAGCCAACCGAGUUGAACACAUACUAUGACGUAGAAGCAGUGUAUGAUUGUUUGAAGAGUCAAUAUGGGAUUAAGGAAGAAGAACUAAUUUUGUAUGGUCAAUCAGUUGGAAGUGGCCCCACAGUACACUUGGCUUCUAAGUUAGUAAACUUGAGAGCUGUUGUUAUCCACAGUGGCAUCCUCUCAGGGAUAAGGGUCUUAUACCCUAUCAAGAUGACAUUUUGGUUUGACAUAUUCAAAAAUAUAGACAAAAUAAAGCAUGUCAACAGCCCAGUGUUAAUUCUGCAUGGAACUAGUGAUGAAGUCGUUGAUUGCACCCAUGGAAAGCAAUUAUGGGAAAAUUGUAAGGAAAAAUAUGAACCUUUGUGGGUUAAGGGUGGGGGACAUUGUGACCUUGAAGCUUAUCCCGAAUACCUCAAGCACAUGCGCAAGUUUCUAAAUGCCAUGGAGAAGCCCACUACCAAAGGAGAGACAAACGAACAAGUUACCCAAAAUCCUAUUGAUAAUGAAUCUAAACGAAACAAAUGUUUAGGAUUUGGUUAAAGUUAGCUUGGUUUCUGUGAUUUGGAUGUGUGAAAUGUAUGUGAACCAGGUUUAAAAGAAAGUUAGAUCCAAUGUAGGAUUUUUCUUCUUUA